AUGAUUCGCGAUUUCCAGACAUGGAAUAACACAAUCGGCGAAGCGUCGCAGCUCGACGACCUGCGCGGACUUCGCGUCGGUAUUGAAGCAGCGCAUUACCUCGACCACCGCCUUCUCAAUCGCCCUCGCAUCUCGGAACCGCUUGUACCUGCAUUGGGUGGUCUGCCGCUAGGCUUUUGGCAACACAUCGAGGAGGACCUCAACAAGUUUGCGCAAUUUCAGAUCGAGCCAUUCUUCGUAUUCAGCGGGCUUGACAUUGCAAAGCAGGACGAUCCAUUCCGUUCGAGGCAGGAAGGUGCGGCAGUCAACGCGGCUGCGUGGCAUCUGUACGACAACCAUGAGGCGGAGAAGUCAGUGCAGAGGUUUGGAGAGUCACCAUAUGUCACCCCAGAAGACCUCUUCGGUGCGCUUCAGUCCCUCCUGACGGAGAAGAAGAUUGCUUUCCUCGUCGCACCGUACAGCGCAUGGGCUCAGCUAUCGUACCUUGAGAGGGAAGAAAAAGUCCAAGCUAUUUCCGGGUCAUCUGAAGUCCUCCUCUUCGAUUGCGACCGAGUCAUCACGUCCUGGGAUCUCGAAGAGGGCUUGUUCAAGUGGAUAAAGCGCGGAAAAUGCGUCGCUGAUCUGAGGAAAUAUGUCCAAAACGCCGAGAUCGCGGACGAGACCUUCGUAGAUGCCUGCCUACUCGCUGGCACUCACUUCCUACCCACACUACCCAACUUGGAUGGACCCAACAACAGGAACAAGGUAUCCAAAAUCAGUGGGGCUAUUGAGAUGAUCAUGAGCCACGGUAGGACGGGCCAUGCGGUGGUGUUGAACAACCGGGAUGAUCCAAUUUUCCAGCGGACAAAUUACGUGGACAGGUACCGCAGGGCUCGCCUGGCUGUGAAGCAUCAUCCCAUCCUCACGACUGACGGCAAGAUCCAACCUUUGUUAGAGGGUCAGCUUCCCAACGAUUCCCACGAAUUCAUAGGGCAGCGGUUACCUGAUGAGGUCUUCUACUACAUGUCGCGGGGCUUGGUCAACUCGCGCGUCCUCAGCUGGCGCGCGGCCAGUGAGAUUGUGGAGGCACCGCCGAUUGACGGUGGUGAUGGCGCUGCAUACCAGGACCUGGUUAGCACCAAGCUCACUCCACUACGAACGACCGCCAUCAAUUUGUUGUCCUCGUCACUUCAUAACUGGUAUCAGCACAAGGAUAUCGAUCUGAAGUGUUGGUUCAAGGUGGACCAAACCGGAAAGCACCAAUCAACUACCAUCAGCAUGAACGGUCUACCGGAAUGGCGCAAGAUCGUGGACACUUGGAAUGUAAAAGAAGCCACCUUCAAGGAUGUCGUGGCGCAAUACGAACCGGCUGGUCGUCUCGGCUCUGCAAUCCUAGCUCUCCAAGACUCCGACUUCGUUGCGAAGUCCGUUUCGAAGAAGGAUGUCAACAAUCCCCUGAGCACGACUGAUGAGAUUCUGUACAACUCCAUCUGGCGUUUCCUCGUACUACGAGAAUACAUCGACCACAACCACAACCUUACCGCGUGGGGUAAGGUGUUGAAGACUGCCAUCACUGCGCUGAAGGGCAAGCCAGAGUUGGAAGAGGCUGUAGUCGUUGCGAUCGAACUCAUUCGCCUUGGUGUUCUCAAUUGGGAUCUCGAUAUGUUUCCUUACAACGGCGCUCCUAUGCGUGGCGAAACACGGGACAGACAAUUCAACCUCCUGGUAUCACGAGUAGCAGGGCUCGGUAAUCUCCAGCACAAGGCUAUUGGGUUCACAGGACCUCUUAGCCAGCACCUGCUAGCGUAUGGCUCCAUUGUCAACCUAGUCCGACAGACUCUCCGUGAUCUAGUAGAGGUUGCUGCAACGCAAAUGUUCAUGGGUGCCUUCGCUAAGCGAGACCUAACGAAUUUGUCGGAGAUCGCCAUGAACCUGCCGUUCCUCCUGCCGAACAACUGCGCCCUCAGUAUCGCCGUGAAGUCGUAUCUCGACGAACUGAUCACCGACCCGGACCCCACAUCUGCCAACACCAAGGAACGCGUACGUGAGACUGCAGCUAACCGCUACUUUCCACAAGCUCUGGAUCUUAUCGGGGAUCUUCAAACGGCUGGUCAGCUAUGGGAUGCAGUCUAUGACGGAGUCAAAAACUCGGGCAGUGCGCUCAAGGAAUCGGAGAAGAGGCAGUGGGCUGAGGCGAACGACUGGCUGAUCGUGCGCCGAUAG
Messenger RNA from Didymosphaeria variabile, 2202 nucleotides. RefSeq lists its product as uncharacterized. Gene Ontology annotation, biological process: DNA double-strand break processing; DNA recombination; mismatch repair. Lineage: Eukaryota; Fungi; Ascomycota; Dothideomycetes; Pleosporales; Didymosphaeriaceae. The record is from RefSeq and is a predicted model, not a curated record. Gene Ontology annotation, cellular component: nucleus. Bases 1 to 2202 code for a protein of 733 amino acids. Gene Ontology annotation, molecular function: 5'-flap endonuclease activity; 5'-3' DNA exonuclease activity. The transcript has 7 exons.